Molecule: messenger RNA, 432 nt
Organism: Anopheles coustani
Lineage: Eukaryota; Metazoa; Arthropoda; Insecta; Diptera; Culicidae
Exons: 3
Coding region: 16-432 (138 amino acids)
Source: RefSeq, a predicted model, not a curated record
AGGUUUUCCACUAACAUGUUUUUACUGCUACUGAUAAUCGUAACACUUACCGCCACCGUUAUUCAAGCUCAAGAUGCACCAGCCGGGGAAGAGGUUACUUGUAAUUUCAAGCCACAUGUAGCGAGUUGCGACAAUAACAAACUAAAGUACAGCGUCGUGCUCGAUGGCAAGAAUGGAGAACAAUUCAUCAUUAACCACAGCAUCGAGCGAAUACCACCAACGAAACCGACGAAGAAACCACGCCGAACCAAACGACCUCGCGUCGGACCCGAUGGGGAAAUGGUAAGUCUUUUCCCCAGCCUAUGGCGGGACAAGGUGGCAGCGUUUAAGGAAAAGAUGCGACUCCUGAUCGCAAGACGUCGUGCUAAGAUGCGCCGCCAACGAAACCGCCUGUUGAAUCCAGCCAAUGACCCGAAACCACGAAGAAAUUAG